Molecule: messenger RNA, 1137 nt
Organism: Tetranychus urticae (two-spotted spider mite)
Lineage: Eukaryota; Metazoa; Arthropoda; Arachnida; Trombidiformes; Tetranychidae
Source: RefSeq, a predicted model, not a curated record
AUGGAGCCACAAGAUCUAAAUGGAUCACAUUCGCAGAUAUCCAAUGAUGAAACACUCAGAAAAAUUUAUUAUUCAAUAGAAAACCCAGCUGGUUUCACAUCAAUCAACAAGCUUUACAAGGAGGCAAAAGAGGUCAAUAGAAACAUAACGCAAUCUUACGUUAAGGAAUGGUUGAAAUCACAGUUACCUUACACACUUCAUCGGGGAGCUAGAAGAAAUUACGAGCGUGAUAGGAUAGUAGUUACAGCGCCUGAUGAGCAAUGGGAAGCUGAUUUGGUUGAGAUGCAAGAAUUCGCAAGGGUUAACAGAGGUUACAGAUAUAUUCUGAACGUAAUCGAUUCUUUCAGUAAAUAUGCAUGGAGUGUGCCUCUUAAGUCAAAGACGGCUCCAGAUGUAACGAAAGCUUUCAAAUUGAUUUUAAAACAAAGAGUUCCAGGAGCCCUUCGGACUGAUAAAGGAAAAGAAUUUCUUAACUCUUCUUUGCAGAAUACAUUGCGUGGAUACGGUAUCAGACACUAUGUUUCCAACAAUCCAAUUAUCAAAUGUGCUAUCGUUGAAAGAUUUAACCGGACACUGAAAGCUAGGAUGUACAAAUAUUUUACUGCUAAUGGAACAAGAAAAUAUUAUGAUAUAUUGAAUAAAUUGAUAUCAGCUUACAAUAACUCGUAUCAUAGAUCGAUUAAAAUGAAGCCAGUUGAAGUUACAAGCGAAAAUAAGGAUUUGGUUUUCAAAAACUUAUAUGGAGCGCAUAACCUUCUUGAUCUAGUUUCGAAAGACCAAAAAACUACCACACCUAAAUUUUCAAUCGGCGAUUCUGUUAGAAUGAAAUACGUACUAGGACCAUUCGAUAAGUCAUUUUACCCUAAUUGGACUGAUCAGAUUUAUUUUAUCUCGAAUAUUGAUAAAAGCGGUACUAGAUUCAAGUAUUCUUUGAAUAAUUAUGAUGGUUCACCUUAUAAAGAUCGGAAAUUUUACACUGAAGAACUGCAGCAUGUGAAAGAAUCUAUUCAUAGAAUUGAAAAAAUAUUGCGUAGAAAAGUAUAUAAGGGCAAAAUAAUGUACUUCGUUAAAUGGUUAGGAUAUUCAAGUUCACAAAAUUCAUGGAUAAUGGCAGAAGAUUUGCAGAGACUCCGUUGA